Rhopilema esculentum is the source of this 1734-nucleotide messenger RNA. Its product is annotated as coiled-coil domain-containing protein 130 homolog. Gene Ontology annotation, biological process: mRNA splicing, via spliceosome. The record is from RefSeq and is a predicted model, not a curated record. Lineage: Eukaryota; Metazoa; Cnidaria; Scyphozoa; Rhizostomeae; Rhizostomatidae. Gene Ontology annotation, cellular component: post-mRNA release spliceosomal complex; U2-type spliceosomal complex.
UAAAUGGCGAUGUUUCGCGAAUCAAUCGCUGACCAGUAACAUGGAAGGAGUGUGCGAUUUUAUCUUGAUUCUUUGCUGAAAAUCACAUAACUUUUGCUGGUUUAUCACUUUAUACUGUCCAAGACUAUUUUGCUGACAGGCGUAGAACCAUUGGAUCCGUAGACCUCGCAGAAAAUGGGUGAAAGAAAAGGCACAAAUAAAUAUUAUCCACCAGAUUUUGACCCAAGAAAGGGUUCACUUAAUGCAUAUCAUGGCACACAUGCUCUCCGUGAAAGAGCACGGAAGAUUCAUGAAGGCAUCAUCAUCAUCAGAUUUGAAAUGCCAUAUAACAUCUGGUGCAAUGGCUGUGGAAACCAUAUUGGAAUGGGUGUCAGGUACAAUGCACAGAAAAGAAAAGUUGGAAAUUAUUAUACAACUCCAAUAUACAAAUUUCGAAUGAAAUGUCACUUGUGUGAUCAACACUUUGAGAUCCAAACAGACCCAAAGAACUGUGAAUAUGUAAUUCUCAGUGGUGCAAAACGAAAAGAAGAAAGAUGGGAUCCAGCAGUAACAGAAAAUAUUCAAACAACUGAUCGUGAUGUUAAAGCCAAACUCGUUUCUGAUGCUAUGUUCAAGCUCGAGCAUACAAUUGAAGAUAAACAAAAAGCAAAGAGGUCUGCACCAACAUUGGGCAAAAUCAGAGAAAUCAGGGACGUGUGGGAAGAUGAUUUUGCUGUGAAUCAAGCUCUGCGGAAGAAGUUUAGGGAGGAGAAAAAAGAGAUAAACAAACAAAAGUCGUUAGACGACGAGUUCAAGGAACGAAACCUUCUCCCCUCAUCUGUGGACCUGGCAGAGGAAAAUGAAGAAGACAGCAGAUUGGCAAAACGCAUUCGAUAUGGCGAAGAUCUCCGACCUGAUAUUCGCAGCAAAAUAAGGAAAAAAGAUAUCAAAGAAAGCUCGAUUUUCGAAAGCGAGGUUGAUUCAAAAGGGAAGUUAGCAAGACGACUAGCUGGAUUGGCAAAGAAAAAGCAGGUGAAUAUGGUGAAAAAUUCAGUGUUUUCUGGGCAGCCAUCAUUAACUACAGUUAGAGUAGGAAGAAAGAUGGAUGGCAAGAAGGGAGCUUCGUUGACUGAAAACAAUAGUUAUGCUGCAGUUGAGAAAGUCAGCAACAAAGAGAUAACAGUCAAUAGUUUUUCAAGUGCACACUUUAAUCCUGACUCUUUUUCUAAAAGCUCAUCUGUCAUUGACAGUGAUAAUGCAAUUGAUAAAAACAAUUCUCUUCAGACCUCUGAGUGUCAAACGCAUAAUAGCGAAGGUAAGGUAGAUUGUAAUAAUGUGAGCGUGAAAACAUCGUUGGUAAUGGGAUAUGAUAGUUCAAGUGACUCUAAUGAAAUUGAAGACGAUGUUUAAUGCAUAAAGAGAUCUCUAACUAAUGUGCAGUUGCCGAAAUUGUAGUGUCCUAUUUAUAUGGAAAUAAAUUUUGCAAUUAACCUGGCCGUGCAUUUAUCAUUUUUGUUUUUGUACAGUAAUUAGGUAUGCAAUUUGUUAUUCUGUAUAAUUUCUUCUUCAUCACAUCACUUCUUUGGUUUUUAUAACUUAGAACAAUUAUCCCUUCUAUUUGCCCGUUGGCCCAAAUGAACCAAUAAAGCACACUUUUCUUCCUCUCACGUUACUUUCGACCCGCACUUGGAUAUACAUCUCGUCUCACCUUUGUACAUUAUCCGAGAAGUGUCAAAUGAAAAGUACUUUAAAAUA